AUCUGAUAAUUACUACUGCAAUAAAUAUCCACGUAAAAUACAUUCGUCCGCCAGCGGGCUCAGUGCUCAACAUUGUACAUCUGUACUAUCAAAAGAAGCUUUAGAUUAUAUGCAGCAUGAGGGUCUUCUUAAGAGGACUUUCUUUAAAUUCAAAAACAAAGACAAUACGUCAGUUAAGCAAUCGGCCUCAUAAGCCAGUGUUGUUGGAGGAAGCAACCAAAUAUCUUGCUCCUCAAAAUGGGUCCCGCUUUAUUGAUAUGACGUUUGGCGCAGGAGGACAUACAGAACGAAUUUUACAAGAAAAUGAGACUGUUGUUGUUUAUUGCUUAGAUAGAGAUCCUGCAGCUUGUUCUAUAGCACAAACACUUUCCGAACGUUAUCCAAAUAGAGUAGUGCCCUUAAAAGGCAAGUUCAGUGACUUGCCUACAUUAUUGAAAGGAUUAGGUUGUACAAUGAACAGUUUUGAUGGUAUUCUAUUCGAUUAUGGUGCUUCCUCGAUGCAGUUCGAUACAGCUUCCAGAGGUUUUGCGAUUAGCAAGAAUGGACCUUUAGACAUGAGAAUGGAUCCUGAAGAACAAUCAUUAACAGCUGCAGAUGUUCUAGCCGUAGCAGAUCAAUCGGAUUUGUACAAAAUUUUUAAAGUUUAUGGCGAGGAGAAACAUUCAAAGAAAAUUGCUAAUGCCGUUAUUGAAUCCAGGUAUUUAUUCAAACCGUUAAAAACUACUCGUGACCUUUGUGAAUUGGUAGAAAAUGUAUGUGACAAAGACAGAAGACAUGAUAUGUUGAAGAGACCAGCACAUCCUGCUACAAAAAUAUUUCAGGCGUUACGUAUUUUUGUUAACAAUGAGUUGAACGAGAUCAAUCAUGGAAUUCUAUUAGCCAACCGCUACUUAAAAAUUGGUGGUAUUCUGGUAACUAUUGCAUUUCAUUCGCUUGAAGAUACAAUAGUUAAGCGUCAUAUACAAGGAAACGUAAAUGAAAAUUCAGCCAACAUUUUACCUUUAAAAUAUAGUACCAACACAAUGAAUUUGCAAACCAGUGAUUUUUUGAAUGUCAUCAACGAUUCUUGUUGGCAUCAAGUAAAUAAACAUGUAGUUACGCCAACUAUUGAGGAAGUUGAAGAAAAUCCUAGAAGCAGGUCGGCUAGACUCAGGGCAGCCAUCAGAAUUAAAUAGAACCAUUUGUACAAAAAUUAUAGAUAACAAAAAUGUUUAGUCAAAAAUAAAUGAAUGUUACAUUAA
Adelges cooleyi (spruce gall adelgid) is the source of this 1241-nucleotide messenger RNA. Its product is annotated as probable methyltransferase-like protein 15 homolog. NCBI's taxonomy places the organism in Eukaryota, Metazoa, Arthropoda, Insecta, Hemiptera, Adelgidae. Gene Ontology annotation, biological process: rRNA base methylation. Gene Ontology annotation, molecular function: rRNA (cytosine-N4-)-methyltransferase activity. Bases 117 to 1175 code for a protein of 352 amino acids. The transcript has 2 exons. The record is from RefSeq and is a predicted model, not a curated record.